Molecule: messenger RNA, 6825 nt
Organism: Symbiodinium sp. CCMP2592
Lineage: Eukaryota; Dinophyceae; Suessiales; Symbiodiniaceae
Source: the annotation of a GenBank genome assembly
AUGCAGGACGGCACUGAUAGGACAAGUGCUGCAGGUGAGAGUCUGCUAGGCUCUGAGAUCGAUUGGGGGUCUGAACCAAGUCCCUUUGAAAGCUGGGCUCUGCCUAGCAACGGAUCCGGUGAUCAAUCCUUUGAUCUCUUGCUUGCAAACAGCAGUGGGCCACGUGCAGACCCCAUUGAGGCCUCGAGGAGAUCCGAAGUUUCUUUUCCGGGGACUGAGGACGUGUCAUUUGAUCUUGCCUCGGGCUCUUCACAAGCCGCUUUUGGUCAUGUUGACACUGAGAGUGUUGGUGAGCUUUCUGAACCAGCACGGGGAUCCCUCGAGGCGCAACAGCAUCAGCCACUUGAUUCCGCAGGUUUCGUAAGCCACUUGCGUGCAGCAAACUUGAGUCUCCGAGAUGCUGAGCCGAAGUUCUUUUGGGAAGAAGGGUUCUGGUCUGAUUUCUUUAGUCCGAAGGUUGUGCCUGAAAGUGUGCUUCCAAAUUUCCGUGAUCGCAGGCCUGACCCAUUUGCUUUGCCUCCGCAGAGUACCGUGAAGCCUGUCGGCCCCGCACCUAACAAGAAAGCCAAAGUUGGUUUCAGUAACACCUUCCAGAAGGUUGUUAUCAACAGGCAGGUCAUCUCGUGGAAGGAUGCGCGCGAGGCUGCAUUCGAGACUUCGAUUAUCAAGUGGGUUGUUUUGUUCGGUUCUUGGGAUUGCGAGAAGGACCCCUUCCUUGCCGAUCUUGUGGGUCAAGACGAGUUAGUACAAAGGCGCAUUGUGGCUGAUUGCCUUGCACGAAAGGCACCAUCCACGUCGUUGAAGCGUGCAAACUCUUUGAUCAAACUCACCAAGAUUGCUACUCGUGCCAGUGUGCGCAUGCCUUUGGAAGAAUCAGAAUUGUACAACAUCCUUCAUGACGCAAAAGCAGGCGGCGCCCCUCUCUCCCAGCUCCGAGGCUUCAUGGAGAGCUGUACCUUUGUGAGGUUUGUCUUCGGGCUCGAUUUCCUCGAGGUUACUUGCAUAAGUAAGAGAUGUUGGGGUGUCACCGUGGCCCGCGCGGCUGCACCAGUGCGACAGGCUGAACCCUUGAGAGUGUCUGAUGUCAAGAAACUCCAUUAUGUGCUUAUGGAGGAUGGUGACGUGUGGAAUCGUUGCUUCGCAGGCUCAGCAUUGUUCUGCGCAUAUGGCCGAUGCCGAUGGUCUGACAUGCAGCAUUUAGACGGGUUCGAACUUGACUACUCGGACCUUCCAGGAUCUCCUGUUGCCUUCGUAGGAGGCGUCAUUGUCGUGCACAAAACAAUGAAUCUGCAAGGGCCCUUGCCUAGGUCCUUGGAGAUAAUUGCACCUGCGCAAGGUAUCAUUCAAGGAGACUGGGUGUCCUGCUGGCUAGCUGCCCGUGAAGCAGUCGGUUGCAAUUGGAGUUCAGGUCAUCCCGUCAUGCCAGCACCCAAUCAUUUGGGUGAGCCCACUGUCAGGGCUCUUGACAGUGAUGAGGCCGGAGCUUGGUUGCGUGUUCUGUUAAGCGACCGCGGGGAGCUUCGCACCACUUCUCAUUCAUUGAAAGCCACUUUCUUGAGCUAUUGUGCCAAAAGGGGAAUGAGUCACUUGGACAGGUUGGCUUUAGGCGGGCACUCGCAUGGUGCCAAGAGUGCAGAUACUUAUGCCAGGGACGCAAUGGCCAGGCCCUUGCGGCUGCUGCAAGGAGUCAUCCAUGAGAUAUCCCAAGGAAUCUUCGCUCCUGAUGCAAGCAGGGCAGGUCGGUUGUUGCAAGGGCAUGCAUCUUCGGAGUUGGGAAAAGAACUGGGUCACUUGGAAGCUUCUCAGCCAGUCGGCCCCGCUACCACAGCCGGGCCCUUGCCACGCGUCCCGAAAGACGAGGUCUUUUCUAUCAUGAGUUCAGACCUGCCAUCACCUUCUGCCGCUGAGGCCAGCGAGCAGUCGAGGGAAGUGCAGGACCAAUCAGAUCAGGCCUCUGGGGCCUCUGAUGAGGGCAGUGGUUCCGCAUCAGCGCCACCCACUGAAGAUGAAUUCACAGCCUUCGCAAGGCGAGUUAGUGGCGGUGAGGUGCCUUUGGGCACCGCCGCCCAGUUGAGGAGGUUGCACUUCGAAGCAGUCACUUUGGUCGUGGCGCAGCUCAAGCAGCAAGCAACAGCCGACCCGUCGGAAGCAGUGAAGAAAUUGCCAAUAGCAGAGAAACAGGCUCGCAUCGAGGAUCAGAAGAGAAGAUUGAGGGGCAUGGUUCUUGAAGAAGAAAUGGAACCAUCUUUUUCUUUGAUUGAUGCAUGCGCGCACAUGGUUGAACAAAAUCACAUUGUUUGGUUGCCACCUUCCAAGUGCACGAAGCGGGAUCAAGAAUUGAGAGCCGGUGUUAAGGAGCGAUCAAAGUUUCUUGUGGCUGCAGAGCAAGGAGUCACAUUGGCAGCGGCCCCAUCGUCUCAGUCUGCUGAUUGUGGCACUCCCCUUCAGAUGCAGUGGUGUCUUCAGAGACGAGGACUAGCACUUGACAUGAACCAGAUCAUAAGUUGGGAAGCCCACGAGCGCUGGGUUGCUUACUUGAUGCAGUCCCUUGCACGGGACGUUCCCCCAGGUUAUGCAAAAGUGAGUGUUGACCAACUCUUGAAGGCUGACAGCGAACUAUUCCUCCUGAUCUCCAAGGACGUUCGAAGGGUCAAGGUUGCAUCCGACGGGACGAUGGAGGCCGACAUUGCUCUGAACAAGUUGAAACACGAUAUCAGGGUGACGAUGCAUCUCCUUCCUUUACGUGUGGGAAACAAGGCAGUCGGAGUAGCACAGGUUGCAGAUGAUGGUGCAAGCCAUGACGAAGCAGCAGCUGCUAAGAAACGCCGGACCUUGGAAAAGAAAAGAGGUCUCUUGGCACCAGUGAAGACUGCAACCAUGCCUGCCGAAUUGCGCAUGUGCCCGUAUCAGACUGAUCAUUCUGGAAGCCUGGUCAUGGCCAUCACCAGUGUUGGCACGCUGGAAAAGGUGGCAAAGGUGCUGGGAAAGGAAAGAAAGGCGGCAAAGGGCACACUCAGAAGCCUGAUCCGCCACAAGACUCGCCGUUGCCGCAACCCCAAAUCAGAUGCAUCCCGCGUUGGCGAGCCCGCCACCGGGUGCUAUUCCGAAAGCUUCCAGAAGUCUGGUGUUGAUCCCGUUGAUGCCGGCCUCGGCGGCUCCGGGUCAACCUCGGAACAAGUUGGCAGCCCAAUGCAUUUCACUUUCGAGCCCUGCACCACUCUCGAGAGUAAUAACGACUGCCCUGCCGAAACUCUGGCGCGCCGAAUUUUGGCGGCCGGGGAGUGCACGGACGCUCAACUUCUCGAGUUAAUGGAUCUCUUGCCAUCGGAAAGAUUGGCCAGAGGCUCUGGACUUGCUCGUUCAGAGAAAUCCUUCACGACAGGUGUUUACGGGCAAGGUCCUUUGUCUGGAUUGAGGAAGCAUUGUACUAGCCACCCGGCUACGUCGAAGCUUCUCUUCAGCUUAGCAGCUCGCUUGUUUCCCGGUUUAUCUUUCACGACUGCCAGCUUGUUCUUCAAUGUCCAAACUUCAUUGCACUCCGACAGCGGCAAUUUGGUCGGUUCGGAAAAUGGAGUUGCAGCACUGAGUCGUUUCUCAGGUGGGCACAUCAAAGUUCAUACUGACCAUGGAGCAAUCCUGCUUGAUGUGGCCACCAAACCAGUCACUUUCGAUCCCACCCUGGAUGACGAGACAUGUGACUGGACCGAUGGUCCCAGGUUGGUCCUCGUCGUUUAUUCUGUGCGUGGCCUCGAGAAGUUGCCCGCUGCCGAUCUCCAACUAAUUAGAGGUUUAAACCCUUCCUUGCCUGUUGUAGGUCCCGGUUGUAAGCCUUGCCUUGACCUUAAGACAACAUCUGCCGUGGCAGGUGAUAAAGGGUUGGUGUUGCAAGUGUUCGCCGGCCCCGCGCGAUUCGCCCAGACCUUGCAGAAGAGCGGCUUCGACGUCCUGGCCUUCGACAAAAGCGGCACUAGAGCCCAAUUUCCGGUUCAGCCGUGGGACUUUCGUAGUUCCGAGGACGUCGAUCUCUUAUGUGGCAUUCUUUCGGAACAAGUUGAUCGCAUCACGCUUCUUCAUUUGUCUCCGCCGUUCAGUCUGUCAGGUGAAGAUAUGGUCUGCUUAUGCCAGGCUCUGCGACGGCUUACGGACCAUGCCUUGCAACUCGGCUUGCACAUUUCCUUUGAAAACCCUGCGAGAUCAGGACUUUGGACGUCAGCCCAGAUGGCCCCUGUGUUCAGCUCGCGAUUCCGAGAUGUGAGUUUCGACUUGUGCAUGCAUGGAGGUCACCAAAAUCGACGGGUUCGCCUGUCCAGUACUCUUGACCUCUUUGGGCCGUUGGCCAUCCAGUGCUCUGGUUCACAUAAGCAUGCUUCAGAUGCUGCCUUGCAUCCGUCUGAGAGAGGAGCCUACCCUUGGCUCCUAUGUCACCGCCUUUGUGACCAGUUGUCUCAAUUGUCUGCCGGGGCUUCUACCUCUGCCUCUUUGUACGGGCCUCAUUCCAGCUUGUUGCGGUUGGCCUUGGAUCGACAAGGCCGCCGGAAGAGGGCUUUAGUCUCGGAGUUUCGCGAUUAUGACGCUUGGAGUGUGGCGCCCGAGCUCGACGCCGAUAGAUCUCGUAUCCUGGCUUUGUACCCCAAAGGUGCUCGCAUUGUCCGUCGCAAACUUUGCAAGGGGGCGGAUAUUAAGGUUUGCCACGUGCCUUCCACUUCGUCACCUUUGCCUGGGUCUUUCCUUCAGGAUUGGCGGAUUGGUUCAGGGUCUGUGGUUUCCGAUGGAGUGCAGGUUUGCGGGGCAAAAGCUUCCUUGUUGCCAGAUCAGACUGUCGAAGUCGCAUGGAUUGGCAUUCCCCGUGAACCCUUGGACUUCCUUUCCGAGGCCUCGAAAGCUGGGCACCCAAAAUGUUUUCUAGAUCAGGAUGUGCCAAGUCUUGAUUUGCUAGUUGAAAACUUGUUGGGUGACGUGCCUUGUGACGAGUCCCUGGACCGCUUGCUUGAGUGGGAGACUCUCUCCAAACGAACGAAAUCAGUUGAAGAUGAGGCUCGCUUGUCUUGGCCUCCCCACGUGCAGGAAGUCCUGAAAGGUAAAAACACUGAACUUCUGAAGCAACUCUUGCAGGAAUAUGAUUACCCUGACGUCAAAGUGGUUGACCACAUGAGAGAGGGUUUUCGGUUGUCCGGUUGGGUUUUCCGAACAGGCGUUUAUCCGGUUGAGGCUAGGCCUCCAGCCACCACCAUGAAGAGACAGUUGGCCUCAGCCAGACCCCGGAAUUUGGCGACAUUGGCAAAGCUUCGUUCGCAACCGCUUGAUGAUGUCACACAACGUGCCUGGGAAGAAACACAAGCCGAGGUUGACCGAGGUUGGAUAUUCGAAGUGCCUUGCUGCGCAGCCCGUUGUACUGCUCGGACCGCCCAAUCGGGUGGUUGCACUAAGGACUUCUCCGCGUGCCUUGGAAUAGGUGGUGUCUUGAUUGCCAGACGCUUUGGCUUGAGACAGACCGACAAAGUUAGGGUGAUCGAUAAUUGCAAAUCUUCGGGUUACAACCAGACCAUUGGCCUUCCUGAGCGCUUCCGACUUCAUGGCAUUGAAUUCUUGUGCGCAUUGAUCGUGCGUGCUAUGAAGGACGCCAGGUCCCUCGUUACCCCGAUUUUGGGGCGCACGUUCGACUUGACAGCUGCAUACAAGCAGUAUGCAGUGCACAGCGAGGAUAGGGCCAUUAUGCGGAUUGGAGCUCGCGACACAGACACUGGCGCUGUGCGCCUCUAUGGUGUCAACUCUCUACCGUUCGGCGCCACUGGAUCAGUGGCUGGCUUCCUCCGAACGUCAGCUGCAUCCUGGUUUCUAGGCUGUCGUGCUUUGCGGUUGGCUUGGGUUAAUUACUUUGACGAUUACCCUUGUCUCUGCAAAGCAUCUGCGCAUGCCCACGUCGACAGGAUCGUAGAUCGUUUCUUCGGUCUGCUGGGAAUCCUGUACGCUUGUGAAGGUCGCAAAGCUGUUCCUUUCGCAAAGACUUUUAAAGCAUUAGGGAUUUUGGUGGACCUUGAAAAUUUUUGCUCGGGGGAGGUCACUCUCAAACACACGCCUGAGAGAAUUGCAUCCCUCAGUGCCAGUCUCCAAAGUGUAUUGGAUAGUGAUUGCUUGAGUCAGCCCGAAGCCGAUCGACUAAGAGGCAAGCUCCACUGGUUUGCUUCUUUCUUGUUUGGACGCAGGUCGUGCCUUGCUCUACAGGUUUUGAGCAGACGUGCAAAGGGCCUUGGAAGUUCAACGAAGCUUGACCCAGAGCUAAGAGAAGCAUUGGUCUACUUGAAGGAUGUUGCGUUGCAUGCUGAGCCCGUGAAGCUCACUCGACAAGUCGGCCGAACUUUCUUGAUUUUUACCGACGGAAGUCUGGAAGGCUCGACCGCCGGACUCGGAGGAGCACUGUUCGAUUCUUCUGGAAAGGCGUUGUCAUAUUUCAGCUUGAACUUGCCUGCCUCGUCAGUUGAGAAACUCCGGUCAGCAUCGAAGCAUCCUAUCUACGAGAUCGAGAUGCUAGCCGUGUGGGCAGCUCUUUCUGCCUGGUCGCAUUUGUUGAGCAACUCAUACACGGUGAUGUAUCUUGAUAACGAAGCUGCUCGUGGAGCUUUCGUUGCAUGCAAAUCCGGAACAGCUGCAGGUGCGCGCAUCCUCAAUGGAUGUUUGGACUUUGAAGAGGCUUCCAGGUUGCGGAUAUGGUUUGGUCGUGUGCCAACCCAUUCAAACAUCGCAGACGCACCUAGUCGCGGCGAUUGUGCACAGUUGGUUUCUUUGGGAGCCACUCGUGUGCAAGUGUCGGGCCCGUUCCCGCUUUGA